Calypte anna (Anna's hummingbird) is the source of this 1521-nucleotide messenger RNA. RefSeq names its product mediator complex subunit 21 (gene MED21). NCBI's taxonomy places the organism in Eukaryota, Metazoa, Chordata, Aves, Apodiformes, Trochilidae. The record is from RefSeq and is a predicted model, not a curated record. The coding region runs from base 63 to 497 and encodes 144 amino acids. The transcript is spliced from 4 exons. Gene Ontology annotation, cellular component: mediator complex. Gene Ontology annotation, biological process: regulation of transcription by RNA polymerase II. Gene Ontology annotation, molecular function: transcription coregulator activity.
UGCGGGCGCCCUAUUGGGUGCGGCGGUAGCUGUGCGGCCGGGUGGGUGGUGUUGGCGCCGCCAUGGCGGAUCGGCUCACGCAGUUGCAGGACGCGGUGAACUCGCUCGCAGACCAGUUCUGUAACGCGAUUGGCGUGCUGCAGCAGUGUGGCCCCCCAGCCUCCUUCAGCAACAUUCAGACAGCGAUAAACAAAGAUCAGCCUGCGAAUCCGACCGAAGAGUACGCCCAACUGUUUGCAGCAUUGAUUGCACGAACUGCAAAAGACAUUGAUGUUUUGAUAGAUUCUCUGCCUAGUGAAGAAUCUACAGCAGCUUUGCAGGCUGCUAGUCUGCAUCGAUUAGAAGAAGAAAACCACGAAGCAGCUGCCCGUCUGGAAGAGGUGGUUUAUCGCGGGGAUGCACUGCUGGAGAAGAUCCAGAGCGCCCUGGCCGACAUCGCGCAGUCGCAGCUGAAGACGCGGAGCGGCUCGCACAGCCAAGCGCUGCCGGAGCCGUAGCGCCAGGGGGCAGCGCAGCCCCGAGCAACGUAGGUUCGAGGCCUGACCCCGCCUUGGGGACAUCCAGCUGCGGCCACGGACAGCUCUGACACCCAGCCCGGCUGUGAGGGACUCUGAGUAUCUGGUCAUCGGUAACAACGCCUUUUAUCCCAGCUCCAGCCACAGGCUUUGUGUGAGAAACACUGCUACUGUAGAAUUGGUGGUUCUGCUCGGGAAUUGUGUGCAUUGAUGUGUUACCUUGACUUUUUUCUCUUCAUGAAUGUCUGUUUUCAGUCUGAUUUGUUAGCUUGAUCACAAGCCUUAAUCCCUGAGGGGGAAUUCAGAAGAAAAACAUAUUGAGUAUCUAUGUAAUUUGCUCACCUCUCAUUUCAAACUUUUGUGUACUUUGUGUAUUUUUUGUAAUGCUUAAACCCAAACACAGUUGAAUUUGCCAGAGUUGACACAGUGCUAGACAGUGAUGUGAAUACAGUGGUGGAUAUCCAUUUUAGAUAAUGGAAAUGGCAAUUAAACAAGUGUAUUCUUGGCUGGUUUACCUACCACCCUUUUGCAGAGCAAAUGAAGGGAUAAAUAAACUCUGGUGUUCUCUAACAGAGAGUAAGUAUUCUUGGCAUUGGCAUCUCAUUGUAAAAAAACACACACAAAGCUGCAGAUACCUGAUACUGGCAUUUAUAAAUGUUCACAGGUGACAAAUGGCUCUGUGACUCCAUUACUGCCACUUACAUGCUUACUCUUACUUGCUUGUGUCUUUUCUCUGCUUCUUCUGAAAUUCUGCAUUCUUGUGGCAACUGGUGAAUGUCUAAAAAGCAGGUUAUAAUGAGGGAACAUUGGAUGACAGGGAAGAAAUUAGCAAUGAAGAAACUGAAAAUAACUUAUUACGUAAUGUUGUUUUUCAGUGUAAGCAGUGGCUGCCACAUGAAUGCUGUGAUCAUAAACAGUAAGAGGCCUGUUGUCCCCAACAUGCUCUAGAGAGUUUUUGUUUUCAUCUUUGCACACUGAAUUGUUGAAUGAAUUUUUUCUUCUCAUA